CUUGAGGAUUUUCCAAGCAGGAAAAAAGACUGCCCCAACCUUUUUGCUACCUCCCCAAUUGUCUCUAUGCCGACGCUGGUUCCAGCAAAUGUGUGAUAUGGGCGAGAAUGAGAAUUUGAACGGUAAGCCACGUUCUUCUUGCUCAUACCGAAUUGUGUACGUUGAUUUGUCCUCACGUCUGGUACUGGUUUUGUCCUGUUCUGGCCAUCCUCCAUAGAGGCUGCAUACGAGCUUGGCAUCGCACCAGAACCAGUAGCAAGAGCUGCCGGAGGGAACUGAGUUCCGGUGCUAAGAGUUUGCACUGCCGCUACUGUUUUAUACUUGGAAAGCUUUCCAACCGCCAUAGACGCUGUAACUGAGCUCGUAGUAGAACCAAGGGCAGAAGUGAGAAGUGCAUGUGGUUUAACCGCCGGAAUAAUCUGAGAGACUGACUUGCCAAUGCAGGGAUCUCCAUGAAACGUCGGAGGAAGCUAUUUCACGGUGAGAUAUGGUGCCAACAGGAAACGAAGCACCUUCCCAAAGCCACACCAUCCCCACUUCUCUUUGCCUUCAGGGAGUAGAAUAAACCCCCGCCUCCCUCCUCCACUGCACUCUUCGAUAGCCAAGUCCCAUGGAUGUUGAAGCUACUUUGACAGAGGAAGACACUGCAUGCGGUCCUGAUUUUCCGAAAGAAGCCCUUGCUAUUAACUGAGCUUGCCACCUCCUCUAUCGUCAACAGGAGCCAGAAAAUGCCUUCAUGACCCAAACGAACAGAGCGGACAGAGCCUAACCUGAAUGUCUCAAGAGGCAGCCUCUUCAUGCUGGAAUGGAUUUUAUGCAUAUGAUGACCAAGUUAAGGCCCAUUGUUCACACAUUUUUAAAAGAAGCAAGUGAGAUGUAUAUUUAUACAAUGGGUGACCGGGCCUAUGCGUUGGAAAUGGCUAAGCUGCUUGAUCCUCAAAGAGAGUACUUCAGUGCUAGAGUGAUUUCACGAGAUGAUGGCACCCAUAGACAUCAAAAGGGUCUUGAUGUCGUGCUGGGGCAAGAAAGUUCAGUUCUGAUUCUUGAUGAUACAGAAAAUAUGUCUCAAGAGGCAGCCUCUUCAUGCUGGAAUGGAUUUUAUGCAUAUGAUGACCAAGUUGUUCACACAUUUUUAAAAGAAGCAAGUGAGAUGUUUGAGAUGUAUAUUUAUACAAUGGGUGACCCGGCCUAUGCGUUGGAAAUGGCUAAGCUGCUUGAUCCUCAAAGAGAGUACUUCAGAGCUAGAGUGAUUUCACGAGAUGAUGGCACCCAUAGACAUCAAAAGGGUCUUGAUGUCGUGCUGGGGCAAGAAAGUGCAGUUCUGAUUCUUGAUGAUACAGAAAAUGUAAGUACAUUUGCAAUCAGCUUACCUUUAUAUUUGCUUAACCAGACUACUUAUAGUUGUUUAUGGUCAACGAUGCACUGUUAAAGAAAUCAGCUGUUAGAGGGUUUUAGGGACCAAAAAGUGGUAUGUUAACCUCGAUGAGGUAGUAUGAUUUUAGUUGAAUAGUGUUGCAUAAAAUAAAAUUAUCUAUUGAGAAUUCAACACGUGGAUAUGGAGCUUUUUUUCAACGUGCUCACUACUGCCUUAUCCAUUUGUAUUUGCGGAAUUAUCGGAUGAUUUCCUAAAAUGUAUUUAAAAUUGCAUAUUCUUAAAUU
This is a messenger RNA of Alnus glutinosa, 1659 nucleotides long. Its product is annotated as RNA polymerase II C-terminal domain phosphatase-like 4. The record is from RefSeq and is a predicted model, not a curated record. NCBI's taxonomy places the organism in Eukaryota, Viridiplantae, Streptophyta, Magnoliopsida, Fagales, Betulaceae. Gene Ontology annotation, molecular function: RNA polymerase II CTD heptapeptide repeat phosphatase activity. The transcript has 3 exons. Bases 806 to 1429 code for a protein of 207 amino acids.